AUGUCCUCCCUCCUAAAAUCUCUCCGCACCCUCUCGAUGGGCCCCUCGCCCACCCCCCUCGCCCUCGCUCGACCCGCCGUCCCAAAGCUCACCUCCCCCAAAACAACCAGCAGCAGAGCAUUCAGCACGACGCCCCCCCUCGGCGCCCGCAAGAACGACAAGAAGAACAAGACGGACCCGCGGAUCACACUCAUCCGGUACCACAUGCAGCACCAGAAGACGCCGCGGCCGCUGCGCCUGAGCCGGCUGCGCGCGCUGCGGCACUGGACCAUCCACCGGGCGUGGAUGCUGGCGCGCCGGCGGAAGAGGGAGGAGGAGGAAGGAGAACUCAUGCGAAUGCAUCAGAGUAUCUACAAUGCGUGCGAGGCACUGCGUACUAUGGACGCGCCAGGCACGAAAGAUGCUGGCAGGCUAUACCGGAUCGCGAUGGAGAAGAGGGGGAUCUUCAGGGCUGGGGGCGUGCCGAUUGAGUAUGCGAGGUACCAGACCGAUACGCCGGCCAGGGAGGCGUGGAAUCAUGGCUGGACGAGGUAG
Drepanopeziza brunnea f. sp. 'multigermtubi' MB_m1 is the source of this 534-nucleotide messenger RNA. Its product is annotated as mitochondrial 54S ribosomal protein mL40. Gene Ontology annotation, biological process: mitochondrial translation. The record is from RefSeq and is a predicted model, not a curated record. Gene Ontology annotation, molecular function: structural constituent of ribosome. NCBI's taxonomy places the organism in Eukaryota, Fungi, Ascomycota, Leotiomycetes, Helotiales, Drepanopezizaceae.